Saccoglossus kowalevskii is the source of this 1560-nucleotide messenger RNA. RefSeq names its product tripartite motif-containing protein 2-like. NCBI's taxonomy places the organism in Eukaryota, Metazoa, Hemichordata, Enteropneusta, Harrimaniidae. The record is from RefSeq and is a predicted model, not a curated record. Gene Ontology annotation, molecular function: ubiquitin protein ligase activity; zinc ion binding; protein binding.
AUGGGAGCCGGCAACGUACACCAAACGGUCGUCGAUCAAGAGAGAUUUGAACCACAUCGACGAUCUAUGGUAAAUAAACGAUCUGUCGUCGACGAGAUUGACGAAGAUCUACUGACAUGCCCUGUUUGUUUGGAGCGUUACAAGAAUCCAAAGACUUUACCUUGUCAUCAUUCCUUCUACAUUAUUAAAGAACACGAAAUACAGCCAUGUCAUGGGACAUGCCAUGGUUGUUUGGGAAAUCCAUCAACAAACAGGUGUGUAGACUGUGCUAUGGAUUUGUGUACAUCAUGCACCAACGCUCACAGAAAAAUGCCAGUAAGUCAACAUCAUCGUAUUAUGAAUAUCGAGGAGUUUAAAAAGGCCAAGUUAAGUGACAAAUCGAUAGUCUUGCCUGCAGUUUACUGCACUUCUCAUAUGAACAAAUUUAUUGAACUUUACUGUGAGAAAUGCCAAAUACCAAUCUGUCAUUUAUGUUUGAGGUCAAAUCACAAAGGUCAUACAGUGAUUGAUUUGCAGGGGACUGCAGAUAGAUUUUGUAAGAUGACAACAGAUCACAUACAACUCUUGAAAGCAAAACAAAGUGAAGUAAAACAAAGCAAAACAAGUGCCACUAAACAAUCAGAAGAAUUAAAAAAACAACAUUUGCAUCGAAAACAACAAAUAACGAAACAUUCACAAGAAACUAUUGAGAAAUUGAUAAAAAUAAUAAAACAGGAAGAAAGCAGUCACUUGACUAAAUUAAAAACUGAUUAUGACAGAAUGAAUGAAGAGAUUAACAGACAAAUGCACCAGUAUGAAACAACUGAGGAACUACUGACAAGUACAAUAACGUUUAUAAACAAUUUAUUACAAUAUAGCAGUGCUGCACAGCUGAUGAAAACUAGUAAAGAAACAACAAAUCAACUGGAAACUCUGAUGUCACUUGAUACAACAUGGAAUGAUAAAAAUAAUUCACUUCCACAGUUUUAUCCUGGUGACAUCACACUGCAAGGCAUGCUGGGAAGAUUUCAGUCUAUGAAGGAAUGGGAGAGUUCAGAUUAUAGAUAUCUAUGGUACACCAAAGUCACAGUUACAAUUUACAGAAUACAUGUGUAUAGUAAACCAGUCAGACCCAUAGAUGUAGCAGUAGCAGUAGAUAAUACAUACUUCAUUACAGAUAGGCCAGUGGCACAAUAUGAAGGAAAUAAUCAGGUGAUUGUAUGUAAUCAAUAUGGGAAGGUUAUAAAGUGUUUUGGUGGAAAAGAAUUACAGAGUCCACGUGGAAUUGCUAUCAACCAUAAUAAUGGCAUUGUAUAUGUGGUUGAUAGUGAUGCACAUUGUAUAAGAUUAUAUGAAAUAAUAGGUUACAAGUAUAUUAAGUCAGUUGGUAGUGAGGGUCAAGGGUCAUGUCAGUUCAAAUACCCACAGUUCAUAGGUAUUAAUAGCAAGGGAUGUCUAAUAGUUUCAGAUGCACGGAACCAUCGUAUUCAGGUUCUCACAUCUGAUGGUGUAUUUAUGUUUGCAUUCAGUGGUUGUCCAAAUGAUGAGUUUGAAGGCCCCUGUGGAGUUACUACUGAUUAG